Molecule: messenger RNA, 3152 nt
Organism: Alosa alosa (allis shad)
Lineage: Eukaryota; Metazoa; Chordata; Actinopteri; Clupeiformes; Clupeidae
Gene: chrna4b
Product: cholinergic receptor, nicotinic, alpha 4b
Exons: 6
Coding region: 313-2220 (635 amino acids)
Biological process (GO): regulation of membrane potential; monoatomic ion transmembrane transport; chemical synaptic transmission
Cellular component (GO): postsynaptic membrane; neuron projection; synapse
Molecular function (GO): transmembrane signaling receptor activity; acetylcholine-gated monoatomic cation-selective channel activity
Source: RefSeq, a predicted model, not a curated record
CUCACCUCCACGCUUAGGCGGAUGUAAGUAGAUUGGCAGUCACAGCAGGGAUAGCUGAGAUGAACCCCUCUCUGUAUUAACAGGACCGUGGACCGAGGAGUGGAAAGUGGAGACUGAUAGUGAUUAUAUGUUCCACGCCAUGGCAACAAAGCAUCUGAUAAACACUGAAGAAGUCCAGCACAUCUUCUUACCUGCUGGACUUAAACCAUUGCAGAUGGGAAUGGACUGCUGUGCUGUAAAUGCACCUGGGCGGACAGCUGGUCAGGAACUGAUGUAGUGUAAACCAUCUCCACAGAUCCAGAUUCUCUCAGCAUGAGUCCAGCCAGAAAUGCAUGUGUGUUUCUCAUCCUCUUGUCAGUGGUCUACUGCCCAGCGGCACAGAGAGUGGCACGAGCCCAUGCUGAGGAGAGACUGCUGAAGACGCUUUUCACUCGUUACAACAAGUUCUCGCGGCCGGUGGCCAACACGUCCGACGUGGUGCUGGUGCACUUUGGCCUCUCCAUCGCUCAGCUAAUUGAUGUGGAUGAGAAGAAUCAAAUGAUGACCACUAAUGUCUGGGUGAAACAAGAAUGGAAUGAUUAUAAGCUCCGCUGGAAUCCAGACGAAUAUGAAAAUGUCACCUCAAUCCGCAUCCCUUCAGAAAUCAUCUGGCGGCCUGACAUAGUCCUUUAUAAUAAUGCUGAUGGAGAUUUUGCAGUGACUCACUUGACAAAAGCUCAACUUUUCUAUGAUGGGAAAAUCAAGUGGAUGCCUCCAGCAAUCUACAAAAGCUCCUGCAGCAUUGAUGUCACUUUCUUCCCAUUCGACCAGCAAAACUGCAAGAUGAAGUUUGGCUCUUGGACAUAUGACCGCGCCAAGAUCGACCUGAUAAGCAUAGCCAGUAACGUGGAUCAGAUGGAUUACUGGGAGAGUGGGGAGUGGGUGAUUGUCAACGCCGUGGGGAAGUAUAACAGCAAGAAGUACGAGUGCUGCACCGAGAUCUACCCAGACAUCACAUACUCCUUCAUCAUUCGUCGGCUGCCACUCUUCUACACAAUCAACCUCAUCAUCCCCUGCCUCCUCAUCUCCUGUCUGACCGUGCUGGUGUUCUAUCUGCCGUCCGACUGUGGUGAGAAAAUCACACUCUGCAUCUCUGUGCUGCUUUCGCUCACUGUCUUCCUGUUGCUCAUCACAGAGAUCAUCCCGUCCACAUCACUGGUCAUACCCCUCAUUGGCGAGUACCUCCUUUUCACCAUGAUCUUCGUGACGCUUUCGAUCAUCAUCACCGUCUUUGUGCUCAACGUGCACCACCGGUCACCGCGGACGCAUGGCAUGCCCCACUGGGUGCGCUGGGUCUUCCUUGACUUCGUGCCCCGCUUCCUUUUCAUGAAACGCCCGCCUGCCACGGGCAAACAGAACUGUCGCAAGCUGAUUGAAAUGAUGCACAAGACCUCCGGGGUCUCCCAGGCUGCAUGGCAGGGACAAGCCUUUCUCGCCAGCCACUUGGCCAACCCAGAGAUGCAGGACCACCAGCCCAUCUCACACCACCUACUGGAGCAGAGCAGGCAACAGGAUGAUUUCCAGACUCAAGCUGUCUUCCAGAGGUCUUCCUCCAGCCAGUGCUCCAUCCUUCAGGAGGAGUUGCACCGGCUAGGCCUCACCACAGCCUCCUCCAGCUCCCCUUCCUCUUCCUCCUCCACCCUUCCCCCACCGUUUGGGCCACUGUUUCACCACCUCCCCCUCCAUAAGGACAAAGAGGGCUGGGCAUUUCCUUCCAAGGCCCAUUCAAUGCAGCACAUGUUUGAGGAAGGUGGGAGGGACUCCCAAACCCAGAGGGCCCCAAGACACUACCAUUCCUGCAACUUCCAAUAUGACAGCCUGGGCAGGGACUGUACCACUGAUAAGAAAGGGACAGCAGAGUGCAUGGGGGAGGAAAGACCAUUCAAGCACCAUUUGCACUGUAACUCCAAUACAACCCAUGCUGGUUUACCAAAACAAGAGGCCCAGCGAGCAGCCUUGAAUCUGGUCACCACCAUGUCUCCUUCCACGCAGCAGGCAAUAGAAGGAGUGCAAUACAUUGCUGACCACCUUCGUGCAGAGGAUGCCGACUUCUCUGUGAGAGAAGACUGGAAAUAUGUAGCGAUGGUCAUAGACCGCAUUUUCCUGUGGAUGUUCAUCUUGGUAUGCAUUCUGGGAACUGUUGGACUUUUUCUACCUCCCUGGCUGGCCGGAAUGAUUUAGAACAUCAGACAGAUGCCUAAAUGAACUUAGGUCACCAUUUGUUUUUAUUUGUUUGCUUUGGUAAACUUGUUAGCAGGCAAGGUCUGAUGUUAUGGUUGUCCCUUGAGAAGUCUAGAUCAGACGAAGGAGAGCUUUUCAUAAUCUUUUCUUUUUAUGUAUAUAAAAAGAAAAGUCAUCUGGGAGCAUUUUCUAAACAGAUGGAAGAAACUAAUUAUCCAUAUGUGCUAAAGUACAGGAAAGUCAUGACAUUUUCUGCAGUUUGAAUCUUCCUUAAUAGCAUUUGAAACACUAGUUAGUAUCAUAUUAUGGGAACAUUUUCUUUUUAAAGAAUUUAAUUAUAUCUAAAAUUCACAAAAUCUCAAAGUAAUACUUAGCAAUAAUAUGAUUAGGAAAUUAAAAAUACAAUUUGGGAUUGUUAGAACUGAGAUGCAGCUGCAGGAAAAGGUUCUGAUACAAUAUACUCCAUUAUUUUGUGCGCAACUUACAUGACCAGUACCCAAGUAUAGUUUAGAUAUUAAUUAAUAUCUUACCAGAGCUGUUUGUAAUAAGUAUAAAUCUGUGUAAAAUUCAUAUCACUUUCGGUGCCUGAGAGUGGAUUUGCUUCAUGACCCCCAUACAUACAGUAGCCGCCGACAUGAGUGUGGCGCACUCUGAUACAAUCCUGCACACCACCGCCAGACCCUUUUGCCUCCGCCAUAUAAAUUACGAUUCAGUUCUAUUGUCAGUGCUCAAUAAAAUCAUUGUUUAUGGAAUGCUUGUCAGUUGGACAUUGUGGUGUGCGUGGGCAAGGAACAAAAAGUGACGGUGCCUACAUGUGGUCCGCUUUGGACUUAAGAACUAUACUGCUCAAAAAAAUUAAGAGAACACUUCAAUCAUACACUGGAUCGGUACUCUGACACUGUUCUCUCUGACUCUGACACUGGCUCUGAGCA